Molecule: messenger RNA, 1126 nt
Organism: Anopheles merus
Lineage: Eukaryota; Metazoa; Arthropoda; Insecta; Diptera; Culicidae
Product: dimethyladenosine transferase 1, mitochondrial-like
Biological process (GO): transcription initiation at mitochondrial promoter; rRNA methylation
Cellular component (GO): mitochondrial matrix
Molecular function (GO): rRNA (adenine-N6,N6-)-dimethyltransferase activity; mitochondrial transcription factor activity
Source: RefSeq, a predicted model, not a curated record
CAAGAUGUCCGCUUCGACGAAAAUAUCGAAAGCCCUAACCUCAACCGGCAUCCGGCUGCCACCGUUGCCCACCAUCCGCGAUCUGGUCAAGCUGUACCAGCUGCGUGCCAUCAAGCAGCUGUCCCAGAACUUCCUGAUGGACGAGCGGCUCACCGACAAGAUCGUGCGGGCCGCCGGUAACAUACGCGACCAUUACGUGCUCGAGGUUGGUCCGGGACCGGGCGGCAUCACCCGCUCCAUCAUCCGGCAGAACCCCCGGCAUCUGGUGGUGGUGGAGAAGGACCGUCGCUUCAUGCCCACGAUGGAGAUGCUGGCCGAGGUGGCGCAACCGUUCAUGCGCAUGGAUAUCGUGCAGGGCGACAUACUGGACUACCGGGUGGAGGAUGCUUUUCCCGACUGCACACCGCACGACUGGAUGGACAGGAAGCGGGCACCGGUACAUCUGAUCGGCAAUCUGCCCUUUGCCAUCUCGACGCGGCUGCUCAUUAACUGGCUGCGUGAUAUGAGUCUGCGGACGGGCGCUUGGUCGUACGGACGGGCCAGCCUUACGCUGACGUUUCAGAAGGAGGUCGCCGAGCGGAUCGUCGCCCCGAUACUGUCCGAUCAGCGCUGCCGUCUGUCGGUGAUGAAUCAAAUCUGGAGCACGCCGGAGCUACGCUUCAUGAUCUCGGGCCGUGCGUUCGUGCCGAAGCCGGAGGUGGACGACGGCGUCGUGACGAUUGUACCGCUUCAAACCCCCCUCACGCAGGUCCACUUCGACACGGUGGAAAAGGUGGUUAGGCAUUUUUCCAUGCGGCAAAAGUAUUGCCGUCGCGGUGUCGCCAACCUCUACCCGCCGGCAGUGCGCGAAGAGCUGACGGAGCAGACGUUCAAGCGGGCAGAUGUGGAUCCGCUGGCACGAUCGUUUCAGCUUUCCGUUGCGGAGUGUUUGCGCAUUGUCGAGGCGUACGAUGGGUUGGUGCGGGAGCGUCCAGAAAUUGCCGCGUACGAUUAUCGAGCGCCAAAGGUUAAGGGUGCUGCCGUUGAGGGUGAUGGGCAGGGGGAGAGUGAAACGGACCGAUGAUGAACCGAUGGUGCUGUGGGACAUUGUUUGUGAAUAGUAAUAAAAAUGCUUAGUUAUCACGAA